UUGUCAAACUCGCGAUGAAAUAUUUUGGAAAAAUUAGAAAGUAAUAAAUAACAAUUGAUCUGUUUAAUUAAGUUGUGUAUCUUAUAAUCAUUAUACUCUCUUCAGUAUAAAUGUCUAACUAUCAAGAGAUCGUAAACUUAAAUGUUGGUGGUACAAGAUUCGCGACAUCAUGGCAUACUUUGACCUGGGUACCAGAUACAUUUUUUACAGCCCUCCUCAGUGGUCGAAUACCCACGGUGCGGGAUGAGACUGGGGCUAUAUUUAUAGAUAGAGAUCCUAACCUAUUUGGUUUAAUUUUAAAUUUUUUAAGGACUAGAGACAUAGAUCUUAUUAACAUAAACAUAAGAGCACUGAGGCAUGAAUGUGAUUAUUUUGGCAUAACUCCACUUAGCAGAAGACUUGCACUAUGUGAUGAGAUGAACCAUUCAUCCUGUGGUGAUGUACUGUUUUAUGGAUAUCUUCCACCUCCCUUAAAUACAGCUCUUCCAAAUGGUAAUAAUGGUAGAAAUGCUAACAGUGUGUCUAGGAAGAACUCAACUGCAUCAAACACUGAAGUGGCAGCUAAUAGAACUCAUUCAAGAAAUUCCUCUUUGGAUUUACGUACUGUUGGAAGGAUACCUUCACAAGACCAAUUAAGUCGAUGUGGUAGAGGUCACUCAAGAGCAGCUUCACUUGGCAACACUGAUAGUCAUAAGGGAUUACGUCCACCAGAGAUAAACACCUGGCAAGAAAAUAUGAAAGUACAAAUAAUAAAAGCUCAUCACAAUUGGAUAGCCGUUGCAUAUACACACUUUGUUACUGGAUAUAGAUUGACUGAUUCAUGUGGCUGGUAUAUAAUUUUCCAAUCACCAGUUCAAGAUUCAGUGAUAGAACGAAUAGCACUCAAUGCCAAAACUGGUGGUGGUGCAACUUCUAGUGGCAACAAUUCAUCUGGCACUGAUGUGAUGCUUGGUAUAGCUAGUGGGCCACUUGUAAGAUUAUGGGCCUUUUCUACACACACUGAGCCAGUUCGACGGACAUUAAUAGGUACAUUUAAUCUGGGCGUCCGUGUGGAGCAUUUGCUCUUCGUGGGUCCGCAACUAGUGGCGCUCAGUGGUGCUGGCAGUAGAAGUAAAGCUGGUGUGUGGCAUACUAGUACUCAGCAUUGGCAGACCCAGGAUGUUGCACACCUUACAACAUAUGACACAGCAGGCUCUUUCUUAUUACUGGGAACAGCUACCGGGGCUAUUAAUUAUAUUGAUAUGCAAAAGUUUCCUUUGAGGAUGAAAGACAACGAUCUCUUAGUGACACAGCUUUACAAGGAUCCUAACCAAGAGCCAAUCACAGCUAUAUCAGUAUAUCUUACACCUAAAACAAAUUUAUGUGGCAACUGGAUAGAGAUAGCAUAUGGAACAAGGUACGGAUCAGUGCGUGUGAUUGUACAGCAUCCGGAAACAGUUGGUCAUGGACCACAAUUAUUCCAAACUUUUACCGUUCAUCAAAGUCCUAUCACUAAGGUAUCUCUGUCAGAGAACUACUUGAUAUCGGUAUGCAGCGAGUACAACCAUGUCAGAUCUUGGCGGGUCACUCGGUUCAGAGGAAUGAUCUCGACGCAGCCCGGAACGACGCCUAAAGCGGCGUUUAAGGUCUUAGCCUUGGAAGCGCCGACCGCUCAACCUCAUAAUGACUGUGGACCUUACGGUGAACAGGACGAGGAACAAAUAUUUAUACAGAAAGUAGUACCUGAUACAGACACUUUGUACGUCCGAUUAGCUUCAAAUGGUAAAAGAGUGUGCACCAUCCGCUCGGUGGACGCGUCGGCGGUGUCGUGCUUCGUGGUGGCCGAGUGCGAGGGCGCGCUGCGGCCGCGCCGCCUGCUGCUGUGCGGGCACCGCUCGGGCGCCGCGCAGAUGUGGGACCUCACCGCGCCCAUCGACAAGGCCGCCAAGCCCGCGCAGGCCGUCUCCGCCAACGGGGGGGCGGAGGGCGAGGAGUCCCCGGCGGCGGACGGCGGUCCCACUCCGGACGAGCUGGUGCGGCUGCUGUCGGCCUGCGACCUGGACGCGGCCCCGGCCGGCCCCGCACAGACGAACUCGCCCAACCGGCCCGUGCAGCCCUGAUCCCUCUGCCGAGUCUUGCUGGACACCAUGCUCGGUGUCUGCAUAUGAUAACCGAGUGGCCUCACUCGACCCGUAGGCAGCUGACCUCGUGAAUGAAGUCAAUCUGAAGGGUUUGAAAUUUGCACGAUGAUCUUUUUAUUAUUUCGAAUAUUCUUUAAUUAUACAAAUUGUGAAUAAUAUUUUGGUUCACGGAAAUUGUAUAAGACAGAGGGUCGGGUCUGGAUCGCUCGAUCGUGCUGGCAUUGAAAUGAUGCUAUAUAUUGUUUGUGAAAAUUUAUGUUUAGCUCAGUAAGUCCAUAUUCAUUUUAUGUUUAACAUUGUCAUGGACGGUCAACGACAAAAACAUAAAUAACCUAGUACUAAAGUAUGUGGCCCACUAUUUUGUAUUUAAUAUAAACUGAAUACACUUUUUACAUGUAUGUACCAAUCGAUGUUCAAUGAAAUGUACAUUUCACGUCAAAUAUAUUGUUUGUUUUGUUAUCACGAGUUAUAUUAUGAAUAUUAAGAUUAGUUCCUGUGAAUGUAUACAAUAGUUUGAAAUUUUAGCUGUAAAAAAUUUCAACGCUGACCGUACCAGGUAAGGGUCCGAAUUCAAUGAUGUUCGGUAAUAAUAUGUUUUGAAUCUCAUCAAACAAUAAGAUAACGUGAUUUAAUGAUUUACCUGCGGUUACUGAAACGCUAAUCAGCGCUAAAUUUACGAAAACUACUAUGUGAAUAGUGAUUGGUCGGUGACAGCGAAGGACGACAUAGGCGACCAAUGAGCGGUCUUUAUUUGUUUAAUUAGUUAACCUGACUUUGACCAACGUUUCAGAAAGUGAUGUCGAUAUUAUCUUCUCCCUUCGCAAUCUUCACUUUAAUAUAGAAAUUAAAAUAUCAAUUUGUUGUAGUUUUGAAACGUUUUAACGUUGUAACUUAGAGCUUACUGAUAACUAUGAAUUUUUGCAUUUUUUAAAAAAUAAUUAAAUGUUGCAACUUCAGGUACCUUUACAUACGUUGCUGUUGAUUAUUAUCAAUUUUCAUUAUUAUGAAUUUGACAAUGAUUGUUUAUACAGUUUAUAAUUAUUUAAGUAAAUUUAAUUAACACUCAGAAUUUUUAUAUAAUUACAUAUCGGGAUCAAAAUAAAAAAAUUAAAAACUGCGUUUAUGACACAUUCGUCAAGUUGAUAGUAAACAUUAUUAUUAAAUAUAUAAGACUGAUUUGGUUUGAGAACUCAAGAGUUGAAUAAAUACUCAUUUUAAAAAUUAUCUUUUUAUUUAUAUAAAGUUGAUUGAAUACAUUUGAAUUUAAAAAAAAAUAAAUAUCUAUGUGUAUUUUCAAAUUUCAAGUUAUAAUAAAAUUAAAAUCAUAUUAUAUAGUUACAUAUCUGUAUUUAUAGCAUAAAAUAUAUGUUGCAAUCAUUAUUAUUAAUAUACCUUGAAUUAAAUA
This is a messenger RNA of Vanessa atalanta (red admiral), 3525 nucleotides long. Its product is annotated as BTB/POZ domain-containing protein KCTD3. Lineage: Eukaryota; Metazoa; Arthropoda; Insecta; Lepidoptera; Nymphalidae. The transcript is spliced from 13 exons. Gene Ontology annotation, molecular function: protein binding. The coding region runs from base 111 to 2099 and encodes 662 amino acids. The record is from RefSeq and is a predicted model, not a curated record. Gene Ontology annotation, biological process: protein homooligomerization.